Molecule: messenger RNA, 5286 nt
Organism: Macrobrachium nipponense
Lineage: Eukaryota; Metazoa; Arthropoda; Malacostraca; Decapoda; Palaemonidae
Product: endoplasmic reticulum resident protein 29-like
Exons: 2
Coding region: 128-874 (248 amino acids)
Biological process (GO): protein secretion
Cellular component (GO): endoplasmic reticulum; endoplasmic reticulum lumen
Source: RefSeq, a predicted model, not a curated record
GUUUACUGCAGACGACACGGUUCGCUCUACACACGCCGCUGAGCAGAGGUCGAAACUUGAGUCUGCCGAGGGAAAGAUUCUCAUCCAGCUUUACUUGGGAACCCAAUAGUUGAAUUAGGCGGCCAAAAUGACAUGUUGUUUAGGAAACUACGUGCUUGCGUGCAUGGUUCUUGCGUUGUUUGCUCAGCUGUCAAAUGCUAUUAACGCUAAAGGAUGUACGCCCUUAGACUCCUGGACCUUCGAUAAGAUAAUUCCCAAAUUUAAGGCUGCUAUCGUCAAAUUCGACAUUGCUUAUCCAUAUGGCAAGAAGCAUGAUGAGUAUACAAGAUUAUCAGCUGCAGGUAGGGGAUCGCCUGAGCUUCUGGUAGCAGAAGUAGGAGUCAAGGAUUAUGGUGAUAAUGAAAACAUGGACCUUGCUGAAAGGUUUGGAGUGGUUAAAGAUGAUUUUCCUGUCGUGAAACUAUUUGUUGCAGGGAAAGAGGAUCCUAUAGAUUUUGACGGUGAAUUCAACGAAGAAAACUUGAAGAUGUUUAUCAGGCGUCAUUCUGAAAUUUAUAUUGGGCUAGAGGGAUGUCUUGAGGUUUUUGACCGCAUUGCAGAUAAGUUCAUGGUUUCUGAGAAUGUUAAAGAGAGAAAAGAACUGUUGAGAGAGGCAGAAGAUGAAUGGGACAAGAUAAAGAGCCCAUCUGACAGGCCAAUUGCAGAAAUGUAUGUCAAAGUUAUGAGGAGGGUAUUAGAAAAAGGCAAUGAAUUUAUUUCCACAGAAACAUCAAGAGUGAAUGGUUUGAUGGCAGAGAAGCUAACCAAGGAAAAGAAGGAUGAAAUGCAAGGGAAACUUAAUAUACUAAAAUCCUUUGUGAGAGAUGAAUUGUGAAUAGUAUGAGCUUUUCUCAAUAUGAACUCUUGGUGUUCAGAUUCAUGACGUGUAGUUUUUAACUGGUGGAAACGUGAAUGAGCAUUGCUCUUGAUAUAUAGCACAAUGUUUCAAUUUCAAAGGUUUUUAUUACAGUACCUUAAGUAUUUUAUAGUUAUUUAUUAUUUAUUGUGAAUGUAUUUAAUAAAUAUUGUAUCACUUUUAACAUCAAAUGUAAAAAUAUAAGGUAGUAAAAACCAAAGGCCAAAUAAAUAGGUUUGAAUUUCAGUACCAGAUAUUUGUCACAAAAUCAUACAUAGACGUGUAGUACAAUGUUUGUUCAUUAUGCACAAAAAUGUUGAACUGAUUUUUUUUUUUUUUUUUUUUUUUUUUUUUUUUUUUGCAUUAUGUACUGAGACCUAAAACAAUUAGGUGUUGUGAAAGGUGAAUUGUAAAAGGUGAUGUGAAAGGUGAACUGUAAAACACUAGAUAACUUAAAAUAAAAUACUGCUGGACAUUCAUAGUAAAGUACCAAAGAUUACUUAGAUUUAAGACUAUCAAUUUAUUUUAGAAAGGUUUUAAGCAGGUUGUUAUUUCCUCAGGCUUUUUUUUUAUAUAUAUACGUAUAUAUAUUUAACCAAGUGUUUCAUUCAAGGAUUUUCAUGGUACCAGUGUGAUGUACUGAUUUUAUUGUGGCAAGAAUUUGACAUUUCCAAAUUGUACAAAAGUUGGUAAUUUAAAAUUCCAGUCUCAAAGUUGGACCAAUUGCAUUACAUGUCUUACCAUGUGUCUCAGAAUGGUUGAUACUGGUGAUUGUUAUGCAACAGUUUACUAUUCAUAUGGAGUCAAACCACACCCUUACUGUAGACUGUUACUCCGAUACAGAAGGGCUGAUUGACUUAUAAUUUACUAAAAACAUUGUGCUCUUCCAAGAGCUAUCAACUUCUUAUUGUUGCAUUGUACUCUUUAAAAUGUUCUGCCAAUUGUUUACUGAUAGUUUCUUUUCAAACGGUUCCUUUCAGCUGAAAUUUGCGUCUUUGCAUAUCACAUAUUCUUUCCCAUAGUGUAAUCUGAACCAAUUGGUGUCAUCGCAUCAUAAUCUCAGUGUGACCAGGCAUAAUUACCUUAUUGGUUUAGGCAACCCUACCUACUGUGACUAAUCCUCCACCUUCUGGGAAAUAUACUAUAACUACACAUUGGCAACUAACUCGCAACCAGAACCAGACCUUAGUUGUAUUACAUCCUAGAGUAAGUUAGGAGCGAACCAAUUAAUUGUUCUGCCUGAAGUGUUAUUUAGCUAUAUCAGAGUAGUGGUUUACAAUUAAUCUGCAUACCUAGAGAUUUGUUUAUUAUAAAUUUCUUGUAGAUUAAAAUCAUUGUCCAGCAUUGAGGCCCUUUCCAUACAAAAGAACUUCCCUCGGCAGCAAUUGGAUGCACAAGCUAUGAGCCAAAUUUCAAGUUGAGGAAGAUAGGUGAAAAGAAGUGGUGCUGAACCCUACUGGUAGAGCAAGGGUGUUGUAAAUUCUUAGGUGAUUGGCCCUUUUAGUACCGAAGGAAUAGGCUUUAGCAUGUGAAUUACUUUUUUAUUCACAGCAAAAAUUUAUUUUAAAAACCUAUGUAUUUAAUUUUGUUCAUACUGUUAUCAUAGUUGAUGAUUAUACAUUUCUUAUUUGUUACAGGUUCAGGUAGGAGUCCUAUAAUCUUUAAAUCUUAUUACUUUUAUCUUAAAUUUUGUAUAAGUUUGUAAAAGGAGAAAAUUCAGAUAAGUCAAGUGCACUGCUUUUUAUGUAUCUCAAAGGAUUUAAAUUUCAUUUCACAGUGCUCAUGAUCUAUAAAGGAAUUGUCAGCCAAUUUUCCAGAAAAAGACAUUAGCAUUGGUUUUAUUCUUGUCCUCUGCAAAUGGUCUUACAUUCAUAAAUAAUAAGUUGAAAUAUGUGUUGCCUAGUUAUCCCCUAAAAGACAAUUGUUUUACCAAUGAUUAUAGUUUUAUGUACAAAACUAAAUAUUUUUCCUUAAAAGGCCAUGUUGUUUAUUAGCCAGCAGUUAUGUUGGGUAUAAAAUGUAAGAAUGUGGAAAUGCAUGCUACCAUCAUAUAUAUUAUCAGAGAUAAAUAAAAAGAAAGCUUUGCUUCCUGUGUUCGACAAUUAGAUAUUUAAUGGAAGUAAACAUAUUUUGUUUGUUAACCGCAUAUUCUCUGACCAAAAAUAUUUUUACUGAGUGGUUAGUACAUACAAGUGUGAUGAAGAUGCAGAUGAGGAGGAAUGAUGAAAGUAUAAUGAAUAAAGUGUUUAUCAUUAUUAUGUUUUAUUCUUAUGAUUGUGUAAUCAAAGUGCCUCAUUAUUCAUAUUUGUGAUAAAAUUGAGUGUAUACUGUGUAGUAUAAUACAGGUUAGUAUUACUGUGUUGAUACUGAUUUUUAUUUCAAGCUCUUCCAUAUUGCUGUAAUUUGUUAAUAUACAGAAAUGUUCUCCGAAUGCAACACAUUUUUGUUUCUUAGUUCGGUUAUGAAGGUAGUAAUGCUAAGCUGAAAAUUGGUGGUACAAUAUGUGCUGUAAUAGUGCUGGGAAAGUUUUGCAAGAAGUUGUAUGGUGACUGGAUUCUUGUGUUAUUAAGCGUCAGAUAUUAAAUUUAAGUGAGAAAUGGUAGAACUUCCAUGUGACUGACCAAUGUAAGUAGAUUUACCAUAGAAAAUACAAAUGUAGACUAUGAUUUUCCUUUUAGAACAUCCGAGUGUCUGUAGUCACUGUGAUGUCUUUGAUGUUGUUGAACAGUGUUGGUAAUGGUGUUGUUUGCACUUGUUUCUAGCAGGUUUUUAAAUAUGCUAGUUUUACAAAGCUGUUUGUAAUGACAAUUAAUUGUACUGAAUGGUGUAUGGGACUCAAUAUUUUCUAAUCAAGGGGAAACAUUUUUCCAUCAAGAAAAAUGAGGGUUUGCUAUAGGGGUUGAGCCAAGGAAAACACUUUAUGGUGAUUAUUAAGGCUGUACCACAUUUUUACUUCAAUUUUACUAUGUUCAAGUCUAAAAGAUUGUUUGAAAUGGUCAUCAUUACUUGAAUUACAGGGUAGAUACAGUUAACACCUAUACUGACAUUUGAUUUAAAAUUUUGAUGCAGACUACAGUUAAAAGAUUGUAUCACGAGGCAUUUGAUUGAGCAAUAAUCUUCAGUAAAUCUUUUCAGAUGAUAAUGAUUUAGUUGUUGGAUGUGUUGCAGAGUAAAUUACAUUUUAACAACGUGUUAUUGACUGUGAUUUAUUUAAAGUCCUUAUACUGUAUUGAAAAUUGGUUUUCAGAUGAAUUCUGAUAAUAAAAGUCAUCAUAUUUAGAGCAUAAAUGAUGGAAUGUACUGCAUUUUCAGAAAAGUAUAAUGAGACUAGUUGUAGUUGAAAGAUUGGAUGGUUAGGCAGUUAUGUCCUCAUAGUAGUUUGCAUUUGUAUAUGAAAACGUGUAUGGUUAAUCUUAAAGUUAGUUAUCGUAAAGUAUGAAGUAUUUAUUUGAAAUUAUUCUUUAGCUAACAAUAUUGAUCUAAAGGGCCUAAAAAUAUUUGUAAUAUUGAAAAUUUUUGUACCAAAUCUCGUAUCCCUUCCCAGUCUCCUCAUAAGAUUUUAUCUUUUCAUAUACAUGUAGGUCAGCUAAUGUAUAUAGGAAACUGUUAAUGGUUUAUUUUGGGAGGGAUGAAAUAUUUAAAGUUUUGUUAGCUUUCAGCUGAUAGAUGAUAUGAUAUAAAAAUAGUAAUGUUCACUUUCCAGAUUGGAUUCAGUGGUUGUAUGUUUUAUGUAAUUUUAAGUUUAUUUCCUCUUUAAGUAGGAUGCUUGAUGUGGAUCAUGCAGACUGAAUUUAAUAAAUUUUCUUUGGAAAAAUUAACUAUUAGAAUUGAAAAUCAAGUGGCAGGGAACUCUGCACUGAUGAAGAUAAUAUAGGAUGUUGCUGUGGUAAUUUUGAUGGUAAGUAUAAAGUGAAAUAUUAUGAUAACAUAAGUAAGGACAUUUAUGGUCAGCGAGGUUAGCUUGUCAGUUGUGGAUAUAUUAAGUGGCCUGAUGUAUUGAUAGGCCCAAUCUUGUCAAUAGUAAAAGUAUUGGCUGAAUUGAAAAUGGUUUUUUUUUAUAGACUGCUUUUUUAAGCCAUUAUAAAUUAGGAGCUAUCUUCCCAAGCCUAUUACAUCCAUUUGCCCUUAUGAGAAACAAAGUCUUCUGUAUGAUCAUAGCUGGUUGAUUCUUGGUAGCUUAAUUCUUCUUAUUGCAGUGCAACCCAUAUGCAGUAAUUUAUAAUGUGAUAGCCACUACAUUAAUGCAUUGUACCAUGCUGCCAUUUCUCUUGACUUUAUGUAUCCUUUCCAUAAGAGGGAAUUUGAAACUAUGUAGUAUGUAAUUUGAACUAAAAAUAACCAACUAUGCUCUCUUUAUCAAUAAAAACUGUGGAUCUUGCAUUUAGAUGAAA